UUGAGAAGGGACCAGGAUUUUCGCUCAUCGCUUCCGAUGAACUUUGGCUGCAUCAGGCUAAAACGGUUUAAAGCAAGAAAUGAAAGCAUAAGAUAUCUGAGCCGAUCUACCGGCGCUGAUCAUAAACUUGAUGACAGCGUGGUGGUGGUGGUCAGAAAUGGGAGAGAGUCUGAUGCCUCUCUUCCAUAUAGGAUGGUAGCCGACAGCUCUGUGGAAGACCAUGACAAGACUAGCCUGUCACUCCAAGGAGUUGAGUUGGAUCACCACCAAGCACCGAGCUUCAGAUCCCUGUCCUGCAGGUUUGCCACGCACUUCCGCGCCUUCAGCUCCAAAGAGGACUGCAGGAUCAUCACAGAGACCGUGUACAAACUUGAACGCUGCAGCUUCUACUGGGGUCCUCUGGGAGUGGAGGAGGCCCACUCCAUGCUGCGGAACACUCCGCUUGGCAGCUUCCUCAUCCGCGACAGCCGACAGAAGGACGUCUUCUUCACGCUAUCCUACCACGCCAAGAGCGGACCAGCGAGUGUGCGCAUCGAGUACAAGCAGCAGAAGUUCUCGCUGGCUGGAAACAAGCGUACGUUUCAGACCCUCUUUGAACUCCUGGAGUAUUACAACACAUCCAAGAAGAGCUUGAAAGCUCCUCAUAGGAAAUGGAAGCCCACACUCCAGGAGCUGUGCAGGGGGCGCAUCAUGGAGCUCUGUGGGGGACUGAAACAUAUCUCGCGGCUGCCAGUCACCCUGGCGGUCCAAAACUUCCUGAUGGAGUUCCCAUACAAGUUGUGACAUGUCAUUUGUUAUGUCAUCUCAGGAGUUUGACAGUGUCACUGAGCGCCACCACCAGAGCCCCAGGCACCACAUUUCCUCAGGGUCAUUCUGCAACUUGGAUUGCAGCAAGUGAAGAAAGUUUAACUUGGCCUCACACCACGUCUACUAGAACUCUGGAGGAAUGGUGGAGGUUUCGAUGGAAGAGCUGAGUCUCAAGUAUUGUACUUGACAUUAUUUAACUAUUUAAUUACAAAUAAAUGGCUGCCAGUGCUUUCAUGAAGCAAAACAUUUUUAUAACCAUUUGAGUUUGAAAUAAAUGAAUACAUUUUUAUCAGAAACUCCUGUGUUCCAGUUGAUGUGUUGAGUGUGGGAGUGA
This is a messenger RNA of Synchiropus splendidus (mandarinfish), 1141 nucleotides long. RefSeq names its product suppressor of cytokine signaling 1a (gene socs1a). NCBI's taxonomy places the organism in Eukaryota, Metazoa, Chordata, Actinopteri, Syngnathiformes, Callionymidae. Bases 37 to 783 code for a protein of 248 amino acids. Gene Ontology annotation, biological process: phosphatidylinositol phosphate biosynthetic process; intracellular signal transduction. Gene Ontology annotation, cellular component: phosphatidylinositol 3-kinase complex. The record is from RefSeq and is a predicted model, not a curated record. The transcript is spliced from 3 exons. Gene Ontology annotation, molecular function: 1-phosphatidylinositol-3-kinase regulator activity.